Messenger RNA from Talaromyces proteolyticus, 1518 nucleotides. RefSeq names its product UbiD decarboxylyase family. Gene Ontology annotation, molecular function: carboxy-lyase activity. Gene Ontology annotation, cellular component: cytoplasm. The record is from RefSeq and is a predicted model, not a curated record. The transcript has 2 exons. Lineage: Eukaryota; Fungi; Ascomycota; Eurotiomycetes; Eurotiales; Trichocomaceae. Gene Ontology annotation, biological process: cinnamic acid catabolic process; ferulate metabolic process. The coding region runs from base 1 to 1518 and encodes 505 amino acids.
AUGGACUCAUCUACUCUGAAUCAAAACCCUGCUGCCGAUUUCCGCACCUUUAUCGAUGUUCUUCUGAAAGACAAUGACUUGGCAGAAAUCAAUUGCGAAGUCGAUCCCCACCUAGAAGUCGGAGCGGUUGUACGGCGGGUGAGCGAAGUGAAUGGCAAAGCACCCUUGUUCAACAACAUCAAGGGGGCAAAAGGCGGACUUUGGCGCAUGUUUGGAAAUGCAGCAUGUCUUCGGAACAACGAGGAGGAGCGAUAUGGCCGGAUUGCGCGAAAUCUGGGGCUUGCUAGAAAUGCGCGAUGGGCGGAUAUAUCUCAAAAGCUUCAGGCGGCGCUCAAAGCACCUCCUGUUCCCCCCAAUGUAGUGGCUACCGGUCCGUGCAAGCAAAAUAAGAUUGAAGGAAAUGAAAUUGACCUUAAUCGGCUCCCGGUACCGUUGCUACACAAGGACGAUGGAGGCAAAUAUAUUCAGACAUACGGUAUGCAUGUGUUGCAAGCUCCAGAUGGCAAUUGGACCAAUUGGUCUAUCUUCCGUGGCAUGGUUCAUGACAACAGGCAUAUUGUAUGUCUCGUUGGCGGCGGACAGCAUGUUUCCAUUAUUUUUCAGAAAUGGAAGGAAGAGGGUAAGACUGAGAUUCCUUGGGCCCUAGCUCUCGGCGUGCCCCCAGCAGCAAGUAUUGCAGCUGCCUUACCCCUGGCCGAGAAUGUAUCAGAGGCCGAGUUCGUUGGCGCGUUGCUUGGGAAGCCAUUAGACCUUGUUACAUGCGAGCUGAGCGACCUUCUUGUGCCCGCAAAUUCUGAGAUUGUCUUAGAAGGGACCCUGUCGCUCACCGAAAAGGGCUAUGAAGGGCCAUUUGAGGAUUAUCUAGGCAUUCUGUUCAAGGAAGGUCGUCGGGCUAUGCCUUUAUUCAAAGUCAACACCAUCACAUAUCGUGACAGUGCCAUCUUACCUAUUUCCGUGCCAGGAAGGAUCACAGACGAGUCGCAUACAACCGUUCUUCUCGCUGCACCUCAGAUGGUUACGCUGUUGCAACAACAUAACAUACCAGUUAAAGAGGCAUUUGCCCCGUUAGAAACGAUGGCAACGUGGUGUGCAUUGCAGAUUGACAUUGAGAAACUUGGCCAGAUGAAAACAACACCAGAAGAACUUUGCAAUAAAAUAGGGAAGAUUGUUUUCAACGACAAAUCGGCUAUGCUUACGAACCGAAUUCUCGUCGUCGGGGAUGAUGUAGCUAUUGAUGAUUUUAAAGAGCUCAUGUGGGCCUUUGUAAAUCGAUGUCACCCAUCCAAGGACGAAUAUGUUUUUGACGAUGUGACCGUACAUCCACUGAGUCCAUACAUGCAUUAUAAGGGCACUGGUCGGGCUAGUUGUGGUGGCAAAAUUGUUUCCAACUGUCUCCUGCCGAUGGAGUAUGAGGGCCAGCGUAGCUUUCGAAGUGUUGAUUUCAACCGCUCAUAUCCUGUGUCGGUCAAAGACAAAGUGAUUGCUGGCUGGGAAGACAUGGGCUUUGAAAGGGCCUGA